AUGUUUAAAUUUACCGAUAUUACAACGUUACGUAACGAGGAUGAGUCCAAGGACAGCAGCAACACAAGAAUUCAGGAAAUCAUCACUAAGAAUGGAGCAACUAAGUUUUUAGGACACUUCAGCAAUGUAGUAACCACUCAUCUAAUCACUUCAGCAACUACUCCAACCGGCAUUAUUGACCCACUGAUUGCGGCAGCAAAAUCAAUGGAACAAGUAUUGAAACUACUGAAAUGUGACGAUAACAACUAUGAGAGCUUACAUGAAACAAUGGAAGAAAUCACUGAAUUAAUAAAAAAUGACCCAUUGUUGAGCCUAAUGUUAUACCAUCAAAAAGACAUCACAAUGGCAGACAUUGAUGAAAAAGUUAAAGAAAUCUUCAAUGAAAGGUUUUUGAUCAUCAACAAUCAGAAAUUGGCUAUGCAAAUCCAUUCUACAAUUAGAAUAACAUAUUGUGACAAAACUGAUUGGAGAACAUUAGCAACAGCAAUUAAUGAACUCGAUAAACGGAUGGCUACACACACGGACCAACUAUACAUAACCAAACUGAGAAUGAUAAAGAAUAUCCACGAAAAAAUCCUGAAAUUCGAUGGAAUCGAUACCAAGCAAGCAAAAGAAAUUAAAACAGAGCUUACUCAAUUUGAACGAAAGUACAAAAAUGAAACAAGUACUGUCGACCAUUGUUACUACUUAUUGUGUUUACAAUAUACAAGUGAAGCAGCUAGGGAAGCACAAAUAUGGAUUAUGAAUGAAAAAGAGCAAGCCAAAUCCGAAUUUAAAUGGAAGGAAAUCCACGCUAAAUUCACGGAAAAAUUUCUUCCGGAAUUGAUUAACGGGACAUUUGGAAAACGAGACACAAGCCUGACAACCAUUUACAACAGGUGA
Messenger RNA from [Candida] anglica, 882 nucleotides. NCBI's taxonomy places the organism in Eukaryota, Fungi, Ascomycota, Pichiomycetes, Serinales, Debaryomycetaceae. The record is from the annotation of a GenBank genome assembly.